Messenger RNA from Anguilla anguilla (European eel), 2397 nucleotides. RefSeq lists its product as uncharacterized. NCBI's taxonomy places the organism in Eukaryota, Metazoa, Chordata, Actinopteri, Anguilliformes, Anguillidae. The record is from RefSeq and is a predicted model, not a curated record. Bases 204 to 1385 code for a protein of 393 amino acids. The transcript is spliced from 8 exons.
UUUGGGUGGUUUUGUAGUUUCGAGUCAUUAAAUGGCCAUGAAACGGUCAUGCUUUGUGUGGAGAACGUGUGGUCCAUUCCGAAUGGGAACUCGACCUUGCAAUUAUAACGCGUGAAGGCGAGCCUGAACUAGGCGCGCAAGCACGUUCCUUAUCUGUAAGCGGUCAGUCAUCAGGUGAAAUCAGACCACUCUGUUCUGCAGACAUGCCACAUGUUCUCUGUCUCCUGCUCUUCGUGCUGUCUUGCACCAAUUCUGUGACCUGCUCGCUGAUAUUCGCCACAACGGGCAAGGACGUCACACUCCGCUGCCAGUGUUCCAAGAACCGGAACUGUCACGAGGAGGUUAUCCGCUGGGUUCGAAUGGACUCGAAUGAAUCACUGCAAAUGAUCGAUAAUAAAUGUGAGCAAUCGCACUGCCGAUUCGCCAGCAAAACAUUAAAUGGCACUCACGUUGUACUCCUGACGAUUGCUCAGGUUGAACCAGGGGAUUCUGGUCGAUAUUACUGCGUAGAGCACUACAAACGCGACAUCCAAUUUAACGACAACGGAACCCUUUUAAUGGUCGGAGAUGUCUGGACAAACAGCAGUGAAUUGCAUUUGCUGAAUGAAUGGACGGGUGAGGGUGGAAGCCCAGAGCUGGAUUGGAGUGAAGCUCAAACACCAAACAGUAGUCAAGAGUUUAUAUCUAAAUGGAGGUAUGAGACUAAAAAGAGUGCCCUUCUGGAUGUACGGCACACUGAGUUGCGCUGUGUAGUGACCAGACUCAGUGCCCCCUGGGUAAAUAUGUACUGGCAGUCGACCCGCGAAUCAUGGGAAAAAACUGGCCAGACCUGGUCUUUGACAGACACCGAGAGAGGGUACAGGGUAGAGAGCCAGUUGCGAAUUGGACUAAAAGUGAAGUCUGACUGGGAGGAUGAGGAUGAGGAUGAGUAUGAGUACGAGCACGAGUACGGGUACCCAGAUUAUAUACUUAAGGAGAUGGAUUUUGAUAAGAUGGUGGAAAUGGAUGAAGAAUUGUGGUGUGAGGUCCAGGUUGGGGUGAAUGUCUCUGUUCAGAGCCCAAAGUUUUCAUUCCGUCAGCAAGGCCAUACUGACUCUGAAUGGUGCAAUGGACUCCUAUAUGGUGAAAUAGCCUUUUGUGUGCUCUGUGUGUGCCUUCUCACCCUGCUCAUCUGUCAUUGUCUCCGCCACCAGCACAAAGGUUCAGAACCAUCAGCGACAGAAGUGUCACCAACACUGAACUCUUGCAGAGAUGUGUCCUCGGACACCACCUAUGCUCUGGUUAUCAAGAAACAACCCAAGACAGAGAUGACAAAGACAGAGGAGCAGACAGAAGAACAGUCAGGAAGACAGACUGGUGUACAGCGAAGUGAGAUACAAAUGUGAAGAAAGAGUACUGCAUGGGUGAAAGACAGAGAUUUGGAUACCUACAGAAAGACCCGCUGAUACUGCAAGACCUGCUUGUGGGGAGAAGGAAAGAGAGGCAAACAAAGACAGGCAGUCAAUUAGGUUUCUGAAAAUUCUGUGUUUCUGUCUCUCAUUGUAAACUUGCAGCGUUUGUCAUUUCUACCCAACCUUCAAAUUUUGGGGAAACAUUAACAGAAAUAUUUGCCUCCGUAAGAACAGUGCUUCCUAAAUGUUUAUUGCAUCACAUUUCAUUUGAAGAUCUUCUGCAGCAAGACAAAAUAACACAAUUAAUGUGCUACUUGUCACAAUGUUUCAUAAUUUUCCUGUUGAUUGAUGAGAAAUGUGCAGAGUGUGCUGAAUUUAUCUUAAGUGAACAGUUUGGGCAAUUACUUUGUUGCCUUAGCUCAUGUUUUAUAUGAUGAAUUAUUCAGUCAUUAAUUAUUAAAAAUGUUCCAUUUUUUCUCAUCUCAAAAUAAAUUCCUGUGAUGCUAACUGUGCAUCUUGUUUCUGCUAUCUGGAGUGUAAAAGAUGCUGAUAUUAUAUCUGUGUUACCAGCAGAUAUAAAAGGUUUAUGUUCACACUGUAAGUACAAAAGAUUUGCUUCAGCUAUUGUAAAGAGGAGAUCGCUUGUUCAUACUGAAUCUCCAGUAUUGUCUUGUCCUGUUCAAAAGUUCAUUUCAUCACCAAACUCAUUCUUCAAGUUAAUCCUUUUUUUUGAAGUAACCCAGCUGUUGCUAACCACAGCAUGGAGGCACAUUGGUUAGCACUGCUGCCUCACAGGAAGGGGGUUCAGCCCAGAUCCCCUAUGCAUGGAGUUGGCCUGUUCUCCCUGUGCUCCUGUGGGUUUCCUCUGGGUACACAGGUUUCCUCCCACAGUCCAAAGGCAUAUAGCCCUUGGCCAACACAUGAAAAUUUAGCCUCCCUGGCUAACUCACAUUUGCAGAAAUGUUAUUAAUAGGCAUUGACCUUGUCAAAUAAACAAAUAAAUUAG